UAUAAGAAGCUAAUUAAUAAGAAGUAGGAAUUUAUCUUUCUCCUUGCUGCAAAAUGGCAAGCACAGGAAGCAACUCCACGACUACUAGUUUCAUCGUCACCAACUCUGCGGCUUUAAAGGCAACGUUAGAUUGGAAUAAGCAUUCUUCGAUGCCAAUCCUCCGCGACUUCUUGAGGCAGCAAUCGGGGAGUCUCACCGAAGUAGACGUGCAGGGCAACACAAUCGUUCACUUUCUGGCCAGGAGUGGCAGAGCAUCUGCCUUGAGAGAACUGCUAGAGGAUGGCCUCUUGACAAGCCAUCAGCAGCUCAUGCAAGUGAAUCUCAGAGGCGACACGGCCCUGCACGAAGCUGCGAGGUUUGGGCAGCGUAAUGCUGCGGAAAUCAUGUUGACAAAGAACCCCAAUCUGGCUUCUUCGCGCAAUGAUUUGGGCGAGACGCCUCUCUAUGUCGCUGCUGCAUGUGGAAAGAGGGAGGUUUUCAAUCUUCUCAAGGUGCAUGUCGGAGAUUUGAUCAGAAGAAACGAUGGCGGGACGAUCUUGCGCAGCUGUUCUUGGAGAGCAUUACAAUCUUGCUUUGGAGAUAUUGGAAUUAUAUCCUCACCUUGCUAGAGCACAUGAUGAAACGGGAGCAACUGCACUGAAUUUGUUGGCCAACAAACCCGGAUCCUUCAGAAGCGGCUCAUUGUAUUCGCUUGAAAACCUUGGAAGCAGGCCCUUCGUUCCUCUGCAGUUAAUUCGUUGCCUAGCUAUCUUUUAAGUGUAACACCCCGUCUUCUCAUACCUAAUGUCAGAUUUCGACAAUAUUUUUUUUCCAAACAACAAAAACUGAACACAAAAUUAU
Messenger RNA from Diospyros lotus (date-plum), 840 nucleotides. RefSeq lists its product as uncharacterized. NCBI's taxonomy places the organism in Eukaryota, Viridiplantae, Streptophyta, Magnoliopsida, Ericales, Ebenaceae. The transcript has 2 exons. The record is from RefSeq and is a predicted model, not a curated record. Gene Ontology annotation, molecular function: protein binding. The coding region runs from base 54 to 608 and encodes 184 amino acids.